This is a messenger RNA of Rhopilema esculentum, 3748 nucleotides long. Its product is annotated as monocarboxylate transporter 13. NCBI's taxonomy places the organism in Eukaryota, Metazoa, Cnidaria, Scyphozoa, Rhizostomeae, Rhizostomatidae. The record is from RefSeq and is a predicted model, not a curated record. Gene Ontology annotation, molecular function: transmembrane transporter activity. Gene Ontology annotation, biological process: transmembrane transport.
UUUUCUGACCAUGACUUGUCACUCGGUCUAAUACGUCACUGUCACGUGACAAGAACAAAUUUUCCAAAAUGUCCCAACUCGGAAUCCUGAUUCCUUUAUAUAUACUUUCAUUCUGAGCAUUAAAAUUUUUGGUUACUCAGGUCCUUAGAUUGUAAUGGAAAAUUCCCUGCCUAAAAAGUGCUUAUUGAUUUAGAAAAGAAGCAAAUUUAAUUAGGCGUUAUACAAAGGAGAGGAUGUGCUUGAUGGCUAACAAUGGUGUAAUUGAUUGGAAUAAAAUGAAGUGUAAUAUGCAUAGAGAAAGAGGAAUGUAGAAUUGCGUAGGUAUGUAGAUAAAGCAAUAAUGGAUUGUGUAAAAUGGCCUAAAUUGAAUCACUACAAACUUACAUAAGCAACUUCAAAAUAUGAUGCAUGUCACUUCCGGUUUCGUCAGAACUUCGCAUGAAAAAACUUGAAUUUGCUUCUGGAGAUCAACCAAAAAGAAAUAUAAUCCAAAAUGAAAGGCGAUAUGAGGAAAUUGAUAUUUAAAACUGUUUUAGCAGUAUCUUCAAUCGUUGCCUUGGUCUAACACAGAUCCUUGUGGGUUUCUGUUGGCAAAACUCUGGUAAAACUUCCUUUUUAAGGGCUGGCCUAUUUAGGUCAAUUUCUUUCAAAUAUGGAUAGUACGGAUGUAGGGCCUAAAGGAAGCUUUGCCAGAAAGAAGCUUUUGCAAUGCUUGCUAUGUGCAUCGGCAUUUCUUGUCCAAUUCACAGCGUUUGGAUUUUACCGUGGAUUCGGAUCCAUCUACGUGUCGAUGCAGGAAAAGUUUACAGAAAGCAACGCGCUGAUAGCUUGGACCGGCUCCUUGUCAAUAGCUAUGACUUUCCUAUCGACGCCGAUUACAUUCAGAGUCUUUGACUUGGUUGGCUAUAGACUCUCACUGCUUCUUGGAGGAACAUUAAUUGGCCUUUCACUCGUGGCGACCUCUUUUGCAUCCAGUAUUUUCGAAACCUAUUUCACACUUGGACUUAUGUUUGCGAUAGGACAAAGUUUAUGUUAUUUUGCUCCAUUGCUGAUUUUGCCCCUCUAUUUCAAAAAGAACUUAUCACUGGCCCACGGAAUAGUGAUGUGCGGGAAUAGCCUGGGAGGCCUCGCUCAAGCUCCCGGUCUCGGUUUCAUCUUGCAAAAGUAUGGAUUCAGCAGAGGAAUGCGGCUGUCUAGCGUGAUCGCACUGUUUGUAAUAGCAGUAUCUGUGUUAUUCAAGCGGCCUGAGGAGAGUUUUGGGCCUAAUCCUUUGAAGUGCAGGAAGGAGAGAAAGAGAGAAAUAACGAUUAAAACUGAAAUGGAUGAAAUACCUUUACUAAGAAAUUAUGCUUACAUCAUGUAUGUUUUUGCAAUUAUGUUGGUCAGUUUUGGAGUUUUCAUACCCUUUGUGCAUUUGGUACGCCUAGCGAUGGACGCAGGCAUAUCAUACUCAAUGGCGGUAUUUCUACCAGGCAUCACCUCUUUUGCGCAAGCAGUUGGUAAGAUAGGCUUCGGCAAGCUUGCAUCUCUCCCGAAAUACAACAAGCUCUCUCUCUGCAAAUGGGCCAUCAUCGUUAUAGGCAUAGUGACAACAUUUGUUCCAAUAUUAACCUCCUUUAUUGGCCUUGCUGCUUAUUCCGUUCUUUUUGGUAUUGCUGAUGGCAGUAUUGCCACAUCUACCAUGCUCAUCAUUAGAGAUUUGAUAACAAAAGAGCAAUUCAAUAGAGGAUAUAGUGCAUAUCUUAUCUGCAACUGCAUCGCUAUCCUUGCUGGUCCGCCGUUUGCAGGAUAUUUGUACACGGUUUCAGGAACUUACUCCCUUGCAUUCUUUAUUUCUGGUGGCUUCGCUGCUGUAGGAGGUUUCUUGAUGUUUGCAGUGCAAUAUUUCUAUUCGGAAAACAAAAGGACUUCUUUUUCCAACUUAUUGACGAAUGGCUGCAAUACCCAGAAAAGCAAGAAAAUUUUCAGCUUCAUGCAAAAUUACUCCAAACCCUAUGAAUUGGCAAAUGAAAAGACAACAGAAAUAGCCAGUUCAAACCGCCCAACUAUUCACAACUCCUUUAUUUCUUUGCUUGAGUUAAGCAAUGCAGAAAACUAUGUUGAUGAUUCUAUACCAGAAGAAGGCAUGGAAAGUUACCUGCAUUCAUAAGAAAUAUCAUGACCAUAUGUUAUUCUUUUGAAAAAGGUAGACGUAAUCAAAAUGUAGCAAAUUUGUUUAAUUUGUAAUAUAUGUGCUAGCAAAUCAUUAACGACGAAACAACCAGAAAACAUAAUUGCCUUGCGCUACAACACCAUGAUUUGAAAAUGAUUAAAACUCUUCCGAUAAAUUCACUUUGAUUAACAUGGCUUUGAUAUGAAGAUUCGUAAUUUUCUGAUCGAAACGUCUGAAGUGUGCAAACUUGAUACUACUAAAAACGAUUUCAUACGAGCAAGGCGGACUUUAGUUUUCGUCUAAAUAGAUGCUUUGUUUACAAUUUUAAUUUAGCCAAACAGAGCUUGCCAAUCUCGCCUGGUUUGUUUACAACUUUCUCAAAAGCACCCCUAGCUGUGGAAGUAAAGCACUACUGCAGUUUAAGGCGGCCAAAAAAUAUACUUGAAAUAUAAUCCGCCAAAAUUAAAAAUUUACAAUGUUCAUAAAAUUUACUAAAAGGUGCCGCUGCUUUUGAGUAAAUUCCUCGUUAUAUUCCAGGGUAAAUUGUAUCUCACUGAGGAUAUAGGCCUAUUUUUCCAGCCUGGCCAAAAAGCUCUACUUAGGGCUUGUUUACAUGAAGGCGAGUUUCCCUGCUAGCCGAGUUUCCCGGUAAGGCAGGUCAACUAACUGCCAGUAUUUACAUGUAGCCGGGAAACUCGGGCAGGCAGGAUAUAAUUUCUGCAGAAAAAUGAAGUAAUAUGCGUUUGAUGCUAUUUAAAAAGCAGGAUCAUUAGAACACUCAAAAUACAAAAAACGUGAGAUUUUUUAGAAAAAAGUGCUACACAUGGUAUGACACGUGCGUAUGUCAGACAAUUUUAUCCAGUUUAGGCGGGAAACUCGGCAAUUUGCUCUUUUACAUGAUUUGGCCGGGAAACCCACCUCCGCAUCGUAUCAGGUAAAUGACAUCACCGCAGGUACAGUCGAAGUUUCUUUUGAUUAUGAAUGGCUCGUUGGCGCUCUUGAAAUGAGAGGACACGUUCCGCAGCGUUUGUUGUUACAUUUUUUUUACUUUCGUGGUUGGGUUGCAGGCUUGAAUAGUUUUUUUAUUUAGCGAUUUGAAUUUGGCUUUGGUGAGAAUCUGUUUAAUGUUUGAUGGUUGUCGUUUGCUGUUGAUCAACUUGAUGUUUGUAAAGAUUUUCUUUAGUUUUGGACUUGCGUCUAGAAGCUUGAUAGUGUCUUUGAUGACAAAGAACAUAUUUGGGUUCCUUGGGUUGUGAGUAGAAACAAACUGCUAUUUGUGAUAUUGGUUUUACGGAAUUCCGAAAGUAGUAUAUUGCUUUAGUAUAAGAGUAAAGGCUUUACUUAUUCCGUUUUCUGUCAGUUGGCUUGAGUAGCCUUUCCACUUUCAGCUCUUCUUCUACUAUAAAUAUGCAUAUUCUUCUUGCUAAAUUGAAUGAGAUGUUUCCUUUGGUAUGGGAUGGUUGGCAUGAUUUGAAAUGAAUGAACUGCUGUCGAAUUAUAUACAGAGUUAGAUUGACAAAAUGUAUUGCAGAGGUUUGUUACAGCAGCCAAAGAAUUUCAGGCAAUAAUAUUUCAAUCAAGUAUAUUUGUAGCCCA